Molecule: messenger RNA, 1336 nt
Organism: Gadus chalcogrammus (walleye pollock)
Lineage: Eukaryota; Metazoa; Chordata; Actinopteri; Gadiformes; Gadidae
Product: cathepsin B-like
Exons: 10
Coding region: 80-1075 (331 amino acids)
Biological process (GO): regulation of catalytic activity
Cellular component (GO): lysosome
Molecular function (GO): cysteine-type endopeptidase activity
Source: RefSeq, a predicted model, not a curated record
UCUGAACUUGGGGCUGGUUAAAAGCAUUUCCCAGUUUUCAGAGAUCAGUAACACGGUUGCACUCCAGAGCUGCUUCUAAAUGAUACACAGGAUGCAUUGGGUAAGCCUCCUCUUCUCGGCCCUGUCCGUCACCUGGGCUAAGCCCCGCCUCCCCCUCCUCUCCUUGCAGAUGAUUGACGUCGUCAACGAAUCGAACACAACCUGGAAGGCUGGGCAGAAUUUCCACAAUGUGGACAUGAGCUACGUGAAGAGUCUGUGCGGGACGCUGCUCGAUGGGCCCAGGCUGCCGGAGGUGAUGCACUCUGUUGAGGGUCUGGGGCUGCCCGUCAGCUUCGACUCUCGCGAGCAGUGGCCCGACUGCCCCACCAUCCAACAGAUCAGAGACCAGGGAGGGUGUGGCUCCUGCUGGGCCUUUGGGGCAGUGGAGGCCAUGUCUGACAGGUUAUGUAUCGUGAGCAAAGGGAAGGUGUCAGUGGAGAUCUCUGCUGAAGAUCUGGUGACCUGCUGCAAUGAGUGUGGCUUUGGGUGUGAUGGGGGUUGGCCGGCGUCAGCCUGGAGCUAUUGGACUAACAACGGUAUCGUGUCUGGGGGUUUGUACGACUCUAAAGUAGGCUGUGAGCCCUAUACCAUCGCUCCUUGUGAGCACCAUGUGAACGGGUCCCGCCCCCCCUGCACUAUGGGCCCCACCCCCAUGUGUACCAGGCAGUGCAUCGAUGGAUACCUGGUCCCCUACGAGAAAGACAAACACAUGGGUCAGAAAGCGUACAGCGUCUCCUCUAAACCGGAGCAGAUCAUGGCCGAGUUGUACCAGAACGGACCGGUGGAGGCAGCCUUCGAGGUCUAUGAAGAUUUUCUACUGUACAAGAGUGGUGUGUACCAGAGAGUCUCAGGGGAGUAUCUCGGGGGCCACGCCAUUAAGAUCCUGGGCUGGGGGGAGGAGAACGGGACCCCCUACUGGCUGGCGGCCAACUCCUGGAACGCCGACUGGGGAGACAAAGGGUUUUUCAAGAUCAAGCGUGGGAACGAUGAGUGUGGCAUCGAGUCUGGGAUCGUGGCGGGAACUCCACUGAUCUAGAGCACAAGAUGAUGAGACACCUUCCACACCGCUUUUACUUUGAAAAAAUGAAUUAUAGUGCAACCAUUUAAGAUCUGUUGACCUUGUGAAUUAAACAUGUCAUGAAAUCGCCAGACCAUCAACCAUCAGAUUAGAAUGAUGAAUAAUAUAUUAUUUUUAAUUAUGCAUAACUGAAAAAAGUUGAGAUUUUGAGGACAUGAAUUUAAUUGAAAUCACACAUUUUUGAUAAAGAUUUACAAUACAUUCCUCUCUUCCUCUCUG